Fusarium fujikuroi IMI 58289 is the source of this 2934-nucleotide messenger RNA. RefSeq lists its product as uncharacterized. Lineage: Eukaryota; Fungi; Ascomycota; Sordariomycetes; Hypocreales; Nectriaceae. The transcript is spliced from 7 exons. Gene Ontology annotation, molecular function: catalytic activity; protein binding. Bases 1 to 2934 code for a protein of 977 amino acids. The record is from RefSeq and is a predicted model, not a curated record. Gene Ontology annotation, biological process: nucleoside metabolic process.
AUGGCGGACCCUUCAACCUACACUGUUGGGUGGAUCUGCACCUUGACAACAGAGCUAGUUGCGGCAAAAAGCUUUUUGAUGAAGACAUCUUUACCCAGAGCCGAAUACGGCAUAGCCCCAGCUGCGUCUGUAGCCAGAGACAUGUUGAGAACCUUUCCCAAUAUUCGGGUUGGACUUAUGGUCGGUAUUGGUGGCGGUGCUCCGCGCCCCGAGCAUGAUAUCCGUCUUGGAGAUGUCGUUGUUAGCGUCCCUCCGGGAGCGAAAGGGCGAGUCCUUCAUCAUAACCGCGAAGCGAAUUAUGAAGGUCAAGGCCAUGAACUGAAGGAAAGAAUCGAAAAAGCACUCAGCAAAAGACCUCGCCUCAGGAAACGGUAUGGUCGCCCCUUAGCAGCGACAGACAGGCUCUAUGAAUCCAGCCACAUUCAUAGCGAAUCUCCAAAGUCUACAGCAUGUAAAGACAACUGUGGCGAGGAAAACGUCAUCUCCAGAGAGGGCCGAGGCGAUGAUGAAGAUGACCCAAUGAUUCAUUAUGGUCUCAUUGCCAGCUCCGACAAGCUCAUGAAGGACGCAACUAUCCGGGAUAAGUUAGCCAGGGAGGAGGGAGAAUGGCAAGGUUUUGCAGCAAUGACUGCUGCAGCAUAUGCGAAGGAGUUGCUUCAGAAGAUUGUGCCAACCGAAAUACAACAUGAGAAGCCUCUUGGGAAGGUACUUGGUGAGAGUGAGAUCAAUGAGAGUCUGCAAAGCAUUACUGCGAGUGUGAAAGGCACCAGUGAGACCGUAAAUUCCAUUCAGAGUGAAAAGCGACGCUUGGACAUAGAACGCUGGCUCAAUCCUCCGAGGUACUCGACAAAUGUCGUCAAAGCCAAGAAGCGCCGUCAUGCUGGUUCUGGACUCUGGUUCAUCCACAGUCCGAUUUCCGAGGAGUUCAAGGCUGGCACACGGAAACAUCUCUGGCUCCACGGGUUGGCUGGUUGUGGCAAAACAGUGCUAAGCUCUCGAAUUUUUGAUUAUCUCAAUGAUGCAAGUGGCAUUCCUACCCUAACAUACUACUUCGACUUCAACGAUGUUGAGAAACAAUCUCUCUAUGGCCUCCUCCGGUCGCUAGCGUUUCAACUCUGUCAAUGUGGAGGCGAAGCCGCACUAGCAAUGCUCUAUGAGCUAUUUACAUCCUGUGAAAAUGGUUCAAGAGAUCCAGAUGAGUCGCAUUUAGAAUCAUGCAUCAAGUCUAUGCUAGAUACUAUUGGUCGUGUGUUCAUUUUGAUCGACGCCUUGGAUGAGUGUAAAUCGAAAGACUCCCUUCUCACAUGGCUAAGCCGACUCGCAGAAGAAAAUGUGCAAUUCCUACUGACGGCUAGGCCUGAAGACGACUUUCAACAUCAGAUCGUUGAUUUAUUUGGUGAAGACAACUGUCUGAGUUUGGAUACGACCGCCGUCAACAACCACAUAAAGUCCUACGUUCGGUCAAUCCUUGAUACGAAUCCAAAAUUCACAAGGAAGAGUUUGAGCAAAGAGCUACGGAAUGAAAUUUGUACUAAAGUCGGAGACGAAGAAGAUGGAAUGUUUCGCUGGGCAGCUUGUCAGAUGGAUUCUCUUGAAGCUUGUCUGACUCCGAAUGAUGUCCGCGAGGCUCUUGUGUCCUUACCACCUACCCUGAGCGAGACCUACGAUCUAAUGCUGGAAAAUAUACCUCCUCAGUAUAAAAAGGGCUCACUUCGCCUGUUAAAUUUCAUAUUGAAUUGCGAGCAUCCUUUGAGCCCCCCUGAGGCUGUCGAGGUUCUAGCGACACGAUCAACACCUAAACAAGAUCGACUCAGGUUUGAUCCUGAAAAUAGGCUUUUCAACUUCUCCGAUAUUGAAAAGUAUUGUCCCAGUAUGAUCUCCAUAGUAGAGGUCAUAUGGGAGGAAUUCGAGGAAAUUACAUGCAAAGAAGUACAUCUCACUCACUUUUCUGUCAAGGAGUAUCUAAGACAAUGCAGCACUUUCUGCCCAUUGAAUUCUGCGAUUGCUAUCACCCAAACUUCACUCACUUACUUGAAAGAUAUCAAUGGCCCAUUCUAUCGUAUGUGCGCUGAAUUUCCCCUUGCGGCUCGUGCGGCGACUUUUUGCUGGACUCAGAGAAUAUCUCCAGGAGCUACCGGAUCUUUGCAUCGAACUUUUUUUGGUGUGAGAGUUCUGAAAGAAGACAAUGGAGUACUUUUCCUGCACAUCAUCACACCAUAUCAGAAGGUGCCUGUCCCCAUGGGAAUCCAGGGUUUUCAUCACGCUUGCAAGAGUGGACUGCAAGAAACCGUCAAAUACAUGUUGAGAAGCCCACAUUUCAAGGCCCGGGACGACGAAAAAGAAGCCUAUCUAGUCAUAGCAAUCCGCAACAAAGAUCCGGAGCUGGCCGAAAUACUCAUCAGACAUGGUGUUAGCCCUGAUGCAUCACACCCUUCAUACGGCCCGGCAGUCAACAAUGCGUCACAGGUGGGCCUCAGAAAUCUAGUAAAAGCUCUAAUCCAAGCCGGAGCCAAUGUAAACAGAUGGGAUAGGGCCAAUGACUGGAUGGCUGCUUUGAGUGCUGCAGCUGAACAUGGCCAUCUGGAGAUCGUAGAAGAUCUACUCAAGGCUGGAGCUCAUGUCGGGCUUCAAGAUUCUGUUAAACUAGCUCUUGCGAAUGGCCAUAACAAGAUAGUUGAAAUCCUCAGAGACAAGGCUUGCAAAGUUAGGCGUGUCACCGUUGAAUUACUCGAAAGUGCAGCCUCUCACAGGACAGUUGAGCUUGUUAGACGGCUCCUGGCUACUAACCCAUACCGCAGAUGCAAAUCUGCGGCCCUCUCGAAGGCGUGUGAGUCUGGGCGUGUUGAAAUUGCCAGGCUCCUCCUCUCCGAAGGUGCGGAGGUAGAGAUCGACUCUCUAUGGUAUUUUGAUGGUGCUGACAUGCCGCGCAAGUAA